Salmo salar (Atlantic salmon) is the source of this 3318-nucleotide messenger RNA. RefSeq lists its product as uncharacterized. The record is from RefSeq and is a predicted model, not a curated record. Gene Ontology annotation, molecular function: SNARE binding; clathrin binding; calcium ion binding. Gene Ontology annotation, biological process: calcium ion-regulated exocytosis of neurotransmitter; vesicle fusion. Lineage: Eukaryota; Metazoa; Chordata; Actinopteri; Salmoniformes; Salmonidae. Gene Ontology annotation, cellular component: axon; synapse; synaptic vesicle.
CCCCUGUCUCUUCUGUCUCUACCUGAUCUACCUGAUCUACCUGAUCUACCUGCCUCUGUCUCUUCUGUCUCCACCUGAUCUACCUGCCCCUGUCUCUUCUGUCUCCACCUGAUCUACCUGAUCUACCUGCCCCUGUCUCUUCUGUCUCUACCUGAUCUACCUGCACCUGUCUCUUCUGUCUCUACCUGAUCUACCUGAUCUACCUGCCUCUGUCGCUUCUGUCUCUACCUGAUCUACCUGAUCUACCUGCCUCUGUCGCUUCUGUCUCUACCUGAUCUACCUGAUCUACCUGCCUCUGUCGCUUCUGUCUCUACCUGAUCUACCUGAUCUACCUACCUCUGUCUCUUGUCUCUGCUCUCCUGUGACCUGGAUAACUUAUGCCUUCCCCUUUAACACACCUCCACACCUCCACACCUAAUCAGCUUUGCUUCCUUUACAAUGUUGUUGCUUGAUCUCUCUAUCUCUCCUUGUCCUCUUCUUCUUCUCUUCUUCUUGUUCCUGUCUUUUUCCACCUCCUCCUGUCUCUCUUUGUCUCUGCUGUGUUGUCUCCUUGCCCCUCUCUCUCCUUCCUAGUGGGGAAGUACCAGGGGGGCAGACAGGGGCAUCGGUAGCGUUGGGGGGGAGAGGGGAUGGGGAGGGUCCGGCGGGUCCCAGUGACAGUAUGAAGAUGAUGCCUGGCGGUACCAGCGUGGUGAUGUCGGCGGGCAAGGCCGGGAGGUGGCAGGCGGUACAGAGCCACAUGCAGGCGGGAGGACUCAGACCCACCAACUUUGGAGACUCAGUAGGUGCUCUGUCCUCUGCCUCCGCCCUGGAUUCCCUCCCUUCAGCUGGGCCGCUAGCCCGGCCACGCACCCUGCUACGUCAGCAGAGUCUCCAGCAGCCCUUCAUCCACCCACCUGCCCCAAGCCUCACCCAACUCCCGCCCACCUCCUCACAGAGCCUGGGAGAGCUAUACCAGGUAACCCCGCCGGGGCACGGCCAUCCUGGGGGAGGCGGGGGCAGUGAAGGAGGUGGGGUAGGAGGUGGGGGCACUCGAGGAGGUCCCAGGAGGGUGCGAGGGAGCCCGGCAGGGGCAGGCACUUCACAAUACAGGGGAGGAGGAGGAGGAGGAGGAGGAAGAGGAGUAGGAAAUCCUGGCUCCUGGGAUCACAUGAUGGGCCAGUUGAAAAACAGAGGCCUGGAUGCCAAGUCCUUCCUCGAAGGGAAGAUGGUGGUUCUUUCUUUGGCUAUUGGUUUGGCAGAGCAAGAUGACUUUGCCAAUAUCCCUGAUCCAAUCACCUCCAUGCAGGAAGCUCCAACAGCCAAUCAGGAAGCACUUCCUCCUCCUGACAAGAGGGGCGUGUGCAACAAGCCAGGCAACAGUCCCAAGGGCCAUCCCCCCGACGGACACUCCUCAGUCACCGAUCUGGCCAACUCACUCACCGGAGACAUGGUUAUGCUGUCCCCGGGCUCAGAGGAUGAUGACGGUGAAGGUCCUAUCAGUGAGAAGCUGGGGCGGAUCCAGUUCUCGGUUGGCUACAGCUUCCAGGACUCCACCCUGACUGUCAAGAUUCUCAAGGGCCAGGAGCUCCCUGCCAAGGACUUCUCUGGGACCUCUGACCCCUUCGUCAAGCUCUACCUGCUGCCGGACAAGAAGCACAAGCUGGAGACCAAGGUGAAGAGGAAGAACCUCAACCCUCACUGGAACGAGACCUUCCUGUUCGAGGGUUUCCCGUAUGAGAAGGUGAGGGAGAGGACUCUGUACCUCCAGGUGUUGGACUUUGACAGAUUCAGUCGUAACGACCCCAUCGGCGAGGUGUCCAUCCCUCUCAACAAGCUCAGUGACUUGGGACACAUGCAGACCUUCUGGAAGGAGCUCAAACCCUGCAUGGACGGAGCGGGGAGGCGAGGGGACCUGCUGGUGUCUCUGUGCUAUAACCCAACAGCCAACACCAUCACUGUGAACAUCAUCAAAGCACGCAAUCUCAAAGCCAUGGAUAUAGGAGGAACAUCAGACCCCUAUGUGAAGCUGUGGCUGAUGCACAAAGACAAACGCAUUGAGAAAAAGAAGACUGUGACCAUAAAGUGUUGUCUCAACCCCGUCUUCAAUGAGUCUUUCCCCUUCGAGGUUCCGGCCCACGUCCUCCGGGAGACCACCAUCAUCAUCACCGUAAUGGACAAGGACCGGCUCAGCCGCAAUGACGUCAUUGGCAAGAUCUACUUAUCAUGGAAGAGUGGUCCAGCGGAGGUGAAACACUGGAAGGACAUGAUGGGCCGGCCGCGUACUAAUGUGGCCCAAUGGCACGCUCUCAAGGCCUGAUCGUCCCGCCUACACCCUCUUCAGUGGCCCCGCCCCUCCUCCAAGUCGCCAACAUUAAGGCCCUCCCCCUCCCUCCAACGUCCAAUCCCCGUCCUUAUGCACAACACUGACUAGCUGCCAGGCUGCGAAACACGGGUACAAUUAGCCAUCCGCUCUCUAUACCUUUAAACCCCUCAGCUCUCUUCUCCUCCUCUGUUCUCUCUAUCUAUUUCUGCUUCUCUCUAUAUUUCUUCCUGUUUUAUUUUUAUUCAACCCUGUCUCCCUCCUUCACUCUGCCAAUGGUCCCCCUGUUUCUGUUUGUCUGCCUAUGUGUGUGUGUGAGUAUCUGUCUCUGAGGUUUUUCUCUUCCCUGUCUGAGACAGACCCCAUCCCUGGUCUUCUCUUCCCUGUCUUCCCCAUCCCUGGUCUUCUCUUCCCUGUCUUCCCCAUCCCUGGUCUUCUCUUCCCUGUCUGAGACAGACCCCAUCCCUGGUCUUCUCUUCCCUGUCUUCCCCAUCCCUGGUCUUCUCUUCCCUGUCUGAGACAGACCCCAUCCCUGGUCUUCUCUUCCCUGUCUUCCCCAUCCCUGGUCUUCUCUUCCCUGUCUUCCCCAUCCCUGGUCUUCUCUUCCCUGUCUUCCCCAUCCCUGGUCUUCUCUUCCCUGUCUGAGACAGACCCCAUCCCUGGUCUUCUCUUCCCUGUCUUCCCCAUCCCUGGUUUUUGACUGUUCUACAGACCCUACUUGUAUCUAUUUCUGGAGCCAUUUUGGAUACGGCAAUGAUGUCCCACUGAAUGACAGAACAUCUUUUAAAAUAAUAAUAAUAAUGCCUGUGUACAAAUAUUGACAAAUAUCCCACGUAAAAAUACUAUGAGUAUAAAGUAAGUCUGAGACAAACAAAACCCCUCUAGACAAUACUAUGGAAACUUAUGGUGUGACGUCCCCUCUCCUUCUCUCCUGUGUUACGUCCCCCUCUCCUUCUCUCCUGUGUUACGUCCCCCUCUCCUUCUCUCCUGUGUUACGUCCCCCUCUCCUUCUCUCC